Messenger RNA from Chenopodium quinoa (quinoa), 2941 nucleotides. RefSeq names its product nudix hydrolase 3. Gene Ontology annotation, cellular component: cytoplasm. The record is from RefSeq and is a predicted model, not a curated record. Gene Ontology annotation, molecular function: dipeptidyl-peptidase activity. The transcript is spliced from 21 exons. Bases 201 to 2531 code for a protein of 776 amino acids. Lineage: Eukaryota; Viridiplantae; Streptophyta; Magnoliopsida; Caryophyllales; Amaranthaceae.
UCUCCUUUAGAAAGAAACGAGAGAACAUAUUCGUGUUUUCCUUAAAAAAAAAAAAGAAAAAAAAAUAAAUAAAGAACAUAUUCGUGUGAUUGAUUGAUUGAAUCAGUAACAGUUGGCUGUUUGGGAAUUUCGUUCUUCGAAAAGCACGUUAUACUUUUUUACUCUCACUGACCACUUUCUGAAACUCAUCACCAGAAGCCAUGGAUGAACCUCCUGCUCAACCCCAAGAGUAUCUCGAUGUUCUCACCAAAACUGGCCAAAACACCAGAGUUCGCAAACUCAGGGGGGAUGUUCAUAGAGAUGGGGAUUAUCAUCGAGCUGUUCACGUUUGGAUUUAUUCUGAAAGCACAAAUGAGCUGCUGCUUCAGAAACGUGCUGACUGUAAAGAUUCAUGGCCGGGCCAGUGGGAUAUCUCCAGCGCAGGUCAUAUAUCUGCUGGUGACUCUUCCCUCAUAACAGCAAGGAGGGAACUUCAGGAAGAGCUAGGUGUCAAUCUUCCAGAGGAUGCAUUUGAAUUGUUAUUCGUUUUUCUUCAAGAGUGCAUCAUUAAUGAUGGAAAUUAUAUCAAUAAUGAGUAUAAUGAUGUUUAUUUGGUGACCACCAUAGCUCCUAUCCCUUUGGAGGCAUUUUCUCUUCAGGAAUCAGAAGUAUCAGCUGUCAAAUACAUUUCUUGUGAUGAAUACAAAAGUUUGCUGGCGAAGGAUGAUCCUGACUAUGUCCCUUAUGAUGUAAAUGGUCAAUAUGGGGAGCUCUUUAACUAUAUUGCACAAAGGUACAAAGAGAAUGUGGAAGAACGGAGUUUAGCUCUUCAAAGGCAACUCAAUCGUUAUGCACCUAUUCCCCUUAGUGCAGAGCUUGGUGGGAUUAGUGACUCUGAUAAAGAAGCUCUUGUGUUGGUUCUUAAAGCUGCAAUGAUAAUGGAUGAUAUAUUUCACCAGCAGGUUUGUGCUAGCAAUCCGGCGUUGAGGGAUUGGUUGAAGGAGCAUGCUGAUACCUCUCCCUUAAAUAAGUUGAAAUGGAAGUACUUUGGUAUUAAUAAAAGUCCAUGGUCGUGCCUAGAUGAAAACCAGGCAUUUCUAAGUACGGCUGAUUCUGCAAUUAUAAUGCAUUCUCAUGCCACAAAACUGGUGUCUGGCUGGAAGGGACUUGAGUAUAAAGCUGCAUUUCCUCUAGCAAAGUCACCUGGUGCAAAUUUUUAUCCUUCAGAUAUGGACAAACUGGAAUUUGAAUUAUGGAAAAAUAGUCUUUCUGAGGAUGAAAGACAAGAAGCGAUGGGCUUUUUUAAUGUCAUAAAAAGACACAGCGGAGUCACAGAUACCCCAUCUGAUGGGGGCAAUGCUGAUCAAUCUAUCCAUGAUCUUUACUGUGUCCCAUUUUCUCAAGAGUAUUGGUCUUAUCUCACAAAAGCUUCAGAAUUGCUUUAUAAAGCAGCGGAACUAACUAGCUUUUCUAACCUGAAGAAGCUGCUGUACAGUAAGGCUGACGCAUUCCUUUCGAAUGAUUAUUAUGAUUCUGACAUAGCCUGGAUGGAAUUGGAUUCAAAACUGGAUGUAACCAUAGGACCAUAUGAAACUUAUGAAGAUGCACUUUUUGGAUACAAGGCUACAUUUGAAGCAUUUAUUGGAGUUCGAGAUGAUGAUGCUACAGCUAAACUAAAACUUUUUGGUGAUAAUUUAUUGGUUUUGGAGCAAAAUCUUCCAAUGAAAGACACAUUCAAAUCCAAAGAUGUCACAGCCGCUCCAAUUCGUGUCAUCCAGCUUCUUUACAAUGCUGGGGAUGUGAAGGGACCUCAAACUGUUGCAUUUAACUUACCAAAUGAUGAACGCAUUGUGAAAGAUCGUGGUACUUCAAUGGUGAUGCUUAAAAAUGUCUCAGAGGCAAAGUUCAAGCAUAUUCUUUUUCCAAUAGCCGAGGGAUGCAUAUCAAAGGAGCAGCAAGAGCUUGUUGACUUUGAUUCAUUCUUCACUCACACAAUAUGUCAUGAAUGCUGUCAUGGAAUUGGUCCUCAUAGCAUAGUGCUUCCAGAUGGUCGGAAAUCAACAGUGAGAUUGGAGCUUCAAGAACUGCACUCUGCAUUAGAAGAAGCAAAAGCAGAUAUAGUAGGCCUUUGGGCACUAAAUUUUUUCAUCAGUCAGAAUCUACUUCCGUCAAGUUUGUGCAAAUCAAUGUAUGUUUCCUUUCUUGCGGGAUGCUUUCGCUCCGUGCGCUUUGGGUUAGAUGAAGCCCAUGGUAAGGGACAAGCGUUGCAGUUUAAUUGGUUAUUUGAGAAAGAAGCAUUUAUUCUGCAUCCUGAUGGGAGGUUUAGCGUUGAUUUUGACAAGGUUGAAGAUGCUGUUGAGAGCUUGUGUAGACAGAUAUUAACCAUACAAGCUACUGGUGACAAAAUUGCUGCCAGUUCACUUCUUGAGAAGUACUGCAAAAUAACCAAUCCAUUGCGACUUGCAUUAGACAAGUUAGAAAGUGCAGAGGUACCAGUUGACAUAACUCCAACAUUUACCACUGCAAACCAAUUAUUGCAUGGAAGGCCCUGAAACCUGCUAGAAAUUUGUUGAAUAUAUGCUCCAAUACUUGAAGUCUCAUGCUUUACAAUUGUGGUAAACUGUUGCUGCUACAUUUUCUCUCUGGUACCAGAUUACUGCAACGCUUGAAGUCUUGAUAUGCCUCACAAUUGUGGUAAAAUGUUGCUGCUUCGUUUUCCCUCCAAUACCAGAUUAUACAGAGAUUGUUUUUAUUCUAUGAUCUCAAGCUUGGAUAUUGGUUUUGGUUUGGUUGCUUUGCCUGCAUAUUUAUCCCUAAGCUAACAAUAAUGCUAUGGCUUUAUCCCUAGUCAUUUGAUAAGGACCUUAAAUUAUCCUAUGACAGUGUUGAUGUAAAAAAAUAAUUAUCCAAUAGAAGUUGCAAUAAAAAGUUGGCUUGCUUUGUUUUACAAGUUACAUGGUCA